This is a messenger RNA of Protopolystoma xenopodis, 207 nucleotides long. The record is from the annotation of a GenBank genome assembly. Lineage: Eukaryota; Metazoa; Platyhelminthes; Monogenea; Polystomatidea; Polystomatidae.
AUGACUAAACCCUCAACUGCUGACUCGGUGGGUGACAGUCCCGGCGACCGGUGCUGCUUGGAGGAGCGAAUCUCGAUCAUCUCCCGUCGGGAUCGGUCGAGAUGCCCUUUUGCUAGACACGCCAAUCCGUUCAACGUGGAGUCCUGCGGAGAGGCGGUUGGUGUCAUUCCGAAAAUGAGCACCUUCGAGGCCGGAGGAACUGGUUGA